AUGGCAAGUGUAUGCACCAAGAGUCCUUUUCCAGUGCAUGUGCACCCGUUCAAGGUUCCCGGCCAAAGCACGUGCGCAUAUGAAAUGGGAGAGCCGUCCUCUCGGAAUGCCCUCAUCUUCAUCGGCGGCCUUGGGGAUGGACCUCAUACUACGCCGUACAUCAGAACAGUGGCGAGGCAUCUGCAAUCCGAAGCUUCCAAGGCGCUGUGCUACUCAGUCUUCGAGAUUCGCCUGCGAAGUUCAUUCAUUGGUUUUGGCACUCGCAGCUUGAAGGAAGACGUCGAGGACAUCUCCGCUUUUGUCAAGUACCUCCGUGGCAUUGGCAAAGAGAAGAUUGUCCUCUUUGGCCACUCCACAGGCUGCCAGGAUUGCAUGGAGUAUGCGGACUACACUACGCACCAAAACAUUCCAGUAGACGGGUUUAUCCUCCAGGCACCAGUCUCGGAUCGAGAGUCCAUCGAGAAUGCGUGCUCGGAUUAUCAUGCCAGCCUUGAUGUUGCCAAAAAAUGGAUAGCCGAGGGCAGAGGAAAUGACUGCCUUCCAUCAACCGACAAGGUUGUCUGCUUGCUAGGAGCUCCAAUCUCCGCAUACAGACUGCAUUCGUUGGGCGACGACGACUAUUUCUCCUCAGACCUUGAUGACGAGACAGUCUCGCGCUUUUGGAAACGGUUCACGAAGCCAGUGCUGGUGCUGCACUCGGAAAAGGACGAGUAUGUCCCGGCGCGUAUUAGCCAGGUCAUGCUGAACAACAGAUAUCGCGAAGCAGGCCCUUCCGUGAGCCAGCUGUCUGGCUUGAUUCCGGAUACCGGCCAUACCGUCAAGAGGGAGAAGGCCCGAAAUUGGCUCGCCGAGAGAGUCGUGGCGUUUCUCCAGACCUUGAACGGCGAACAAAGAAAGGAGGGAGGGACUGGCAGUUUCAAGGCCCAUGGCGCCGUUGACGAAAUGGAUGACCUGGCUCUCCAUUAUGCUGGCUGA
This is a messenger RNA of Drechmeria coniospora, 975 nucleotides long. RefSeq names its product Esterase/lipase superfamily protein. Bases 1 to 975 code for a protein of 324 amino acids. The transcript is spliced from 4 exons. NCBI's taxonomy places the organism in Eukaryota, Fungi, Ascomycota, Sordariomycetes, Hypocreales, Ophiocordycipitaceae. The record is from RefSeq and is a predicted model, not a curated record.